Molecule: messenger RNA, 321 nt
Organism: Saxophila tyrrhenica
Lineage: Eukaryota; Fungi; Ascomycota; Dothideomycetes; Mycosphaerellales; Extremaceae
Exons: 2
Coding region: 1-321 (106 amino acids)
Biological process (GO): protein ubiquitination
Cellular component (GO): cytoplasm
Molecular function (GO): ubiquitin protein ligase activity
Source: RefSeq, a predicted model, not a curated record
AUGGAGAGCGCGGAGCACCCGCCGACGGAAGUGGAGGGCGUGAGUGACGAGUUCAUUGAGCAGUUGGAGCGGGUGCCGAAGAAGAGCUUGAAGGAGGAUAUGAGUUGUCCUAUCUGUUCGAGACCGUUUCUUGAGGACUCCCAUCCACUGGUCGUGCAGUUGCCGUGCCACAAAGACCAUAUCUUCGAUCUCGAGUGCAUACAUCCGUGGCUGAAGCUGAACCCAACGUGUCCGCUGGACCGACAGCAGAUGAUCAAGAAGAAACCGCCACCACCGCCGAAGGAUGAGGAGGAUGGCGAGUACGAUGAUAUGUUUGCAUGA